This is a messenger RNA of Marchantia polymorpha subsp. ruderalis, 2497 nucleotides long. NCBI's taxonomy places the organism in Eukaryota, Viridiplantae, Streptophyta, Marchantiopsida, Marchantiales, Marchantiaceae. The record is from the annotation of a GenBank genome assembly.
AAUCCAUUCCAGUGCAGUUGUGUAUUGUGAGUGUUGGUGGUCAGUCGGCGGUGGUGCUGCUGUGCAUGCUCGAGCAGAAGCAGAAUCGGGGCGGAUCAGCUGGCUCCAAUUCUCGGAGGGCUGUCAAUUGCAGUGGUGGAUCGUCGUCAUGAGUUCCGACGGUGUCUCGAACGGCCUGCCUGGCUUGAAUGGCCUGAGCAGAAUUGCCACCAGCGCCAAUGGAGCCGGGAAAUCGCACCGCGAGGUGUGCGCCGAUGACAGUGUGCCCACCGUGCAGGCGCAGAACGUCGAGGAGCUGCACUCGCGGCAGAUGAAGAAGUCGGCGCCCUCGACGCCCCGCGCAGGGCUCACCCCGAAGGCCGGAUCGACCCCGAAGUCGGACGACGACCGCCAGCGCGAGCAGCUCGAGUCGAUCAGUACCUCGCUCGCCUCGCUCACUCGCGAGAGCGGGCCGCAGGUGGUGCGCGGCGACCCCACGCGCAACAAGGCCACGAAGCAGGAGCCCGUCAAGGGCAAGGCGGCGAACGAGCCCUCGGCGCGAGUCAGCGACAUCACCGACUCUGCGCUGAAAUUCACGCACGUCCUCUACAAUCUGUCCCCGGCCGAGCUGUACGAGCAGGCGCUGAAAUCCGAGAAGGGAUCGUACAUCACGUCCACCGGCGCAUUGGCCACCCUGUCGGGCGCCAAGACCGGGCGAUCCCCCAAGGACAAGCGCGUGGUCCUGGAGGAGAGCUCGCAGGAUGAUCUGUGGUGGGGCAAGGGCUCGCCCAACAUCGAGAUGGACAGCGAGACCUUCCUCAUCAACCGCGAGCGCGCCGUGGACUACCUGAACUCGCUCGAGAAGGUGUUCGUGAACGACCAAUUUCUGAACUGGGACCCGGAGAACAGGAUCAAGGUGCGGAUCAUCUCGGCCCGCGCGUACCACUCGCUGUUCAUGUACAACAUGUGCAUCCGGCCCACGCCCGAGGAGCUCGAGGACUUCGGCACGCCGGACUUCACCAUCUACAACGCGGGCCAAUUUCCCUGCAACCGCAGAACGCACUACAUGAGCUCGUCCACGAGCGUGGACGUGAACCUGAAGCGCCGCGAGAUGGUGAUCCUGGGCACGCAGUACGCGGGCGAGAUGAAGAAGGGGCUGUUCAGUCUGAUGCACUACCUGAUGCCCAAGCGCGGCAUUCUGUCGCUGCACUCGGGCUGCAACAUGGGCAAGCAGGGCGACGUCGCAUUGUUCUUCGGGCUGUCGGGCACGGGCAAGACGACGCUGUCCACGGACCACAAUCGGUACCUGAUCGGCGACGACGAGCACUGCUGGUCCGACAACGGCGUGUCGAACAUCGAGGGCGGCUGCUACGCCAAGUGCAUCGACCUGUCGCAGAAGGGCGAGCCCGACAUUUGGAACGCCAUCAAGUUCGGCACCGUGGUGGAGAAUGUGGUGUUCGACGAGCACACGCGCGAGGUGGACUACGCCGACAAGUCGGUGACGGAGAACACGCGCGCCGCGUACCCGAUCGAAUUCAUCCCCAACGCGAAGAUCCCCUGCGUCGGGCCGCACCCCAAGAACAUCAUUCUGCUCGCCUGCGACGCCUUCGGCGUUCUGCCGCCCGUCAGCAAGCUCACUCUGGCGCAAACCAUGUACCACUUCAUCAGUGGCUACACUGCAGUGGUCGCCGGCACCGAGGACGGCGUCAAGGAGCCCACCGCCACCUUCUCGGCUUGCUACGGCGCGGCCUUCAUCAUGAUGCACCCGACCAAGUACGCGUCCAUGCUCGCCGAGAAGAUGCAGAAGCACGGCGCCACGGCCUGGUUGGUUAACACCGGCUGGUCCGGAGGUGGUUAUGGAGUGGGCUCUCGCAUGCGCCUCGCUUACACCCGCAGUAUUAUUGACGCCAUUCACGACGGCUCCCUGCUCGACGCCGAGUACGUCGACACGCCCAUCUUCAACCUUCACGUGCCCAAGGCCGUGGCCGGCGUGCCCACGGAGAUUUUGCAGCCCCAGAACAGCUGGAAGGACAAGGAUGCCUACAACGCCAGCCUGAAGAAGCUCGCCGGCCUCUUCCAGAAGAACUUCAAGAACUUCAGCGACUACGAAGUGGGCGGCGACUCCAACCUCACUCACGAAAUCCUGGCUGCCGGCCCCAUUAUUGAGUAAAUAACCUCGACUUGUGCAUAUAGAGUUUGGUGGUGGUUUCAUAAGGAAUGCAGCAGCAAAGAGCUGCCUCUCCAGUUCUAUCUAGAUAUGAUACAGACGGCUGAUUUUGGGUUCGGUUCUUCAAGUUGGACACCUUUUUUGCACUCUGGCUCCCGGUUCUGUAGUUUUGGCAGCAUACGAACGUCGUAGGCCUACUUUACAGUGGACAAACGUAUAUACAUGUACAUGUGAGAAAACGCGCACCUCCGGACCUCGACCUGAAUUCGGCUCGGUCUCCGGUGGUAAAUUUUUUGCUAUAUCAAGAUAUUCUUCUCGAGUGUUCAAAAAAUCGAGCCUACUUCUCAGAUU